Molecule: messenger RNA, 207 nt
Organism: Echinostoma caproni
Lineage: Eukaryota; Metazoa; Platyhelminthes; Trematoda; Plagiorchiida; Echinostomatidae
Source: the annotation of a GenBank genome assembly
AUGUGUUACGCCUGUCAUCAGAUAGGUUGCCACGGUGAGCGAUGUUCACCGAAGCAGAGUCUCAACCACUUGUUGAAGAGUCCAUUUUGUAUCCAUCCAAAGACCGGACAUGUGUGUAUCNUAUAUUUAUUACAUAAUUAUUCAACACGUAACCAAUUACAGAGAACUGGCAAUUGUGCCACAACAUAUGAACAGAAAGAAAUUUGA